AUGCUCGCCGUCGCUGUGUUCAUUCUGGUCUGGCAUAACCGCCUCUUCACUUGUGCCAGACCUACCAAUUACGCACGUCAAGUCGCAGGAGUUCCUCGGUAUGUGCUAGAUUACGCCCCUCUAGUUUAUCUCGACACAAGAGAAGAAUUCUUCCCUUCCGACAUGUAUGCCCAAAUCACGAACACCCAUCCUGAAAUCAACCUCACGACCAUCGAUAAUCCUCCUGAACCUCUUACCCUUUCCAACCUCCACAAGUUAAAUCGAUAUGGCCGUAAUGGCAGAAACGUCUACCUCACAUCCAACAUCCCCGUCACCUCUGGCCCCAAAUGGCUCACAGGAAUAGUCCCCGAUUCAACCGGCAAAACAAACAACGCCGUCAGCGCCGCAAUAAUUAUCAACGACCACGGCUCCGGCCUCGUCGACGUCUUCUACACGUACUUCUACGCCUACAAUCAAGGUAACACCGUUCUCUUCCAAGAACUCGGUGAUCACAUUGGCGAUUGGGAACACAACAUGAUUCGUUUCGAGAGCGGCAAGCCGCUAGCUAUCUGGUACAGCCAGCACGGCAAUGGCCAGGCAUUCACGUACAACGCCGCCGAGAAAAUCGGCGUUCGUCCCAUUUCUUACUCUGCGCGGGGCAGUCACGCGAAUUAUGCAAUAGCAGGCACACAUGACCACACAAUUCCAGACCUCAAUCUGCCCGCUGGCUUGAUCCAAGAUUAUACCAGCAAAGGCAUGCUCUGGGACCCGACUCUCAACUCCUAUUUCUACAACUACCUCGUAAACACAACCUCCUUCACCUCCAUCAACGACAGCCCUGUCGGCGCGAUGCUGUUCAAGGGUAAAUGGGGCGAUCAACAGUAUCCGGAAGAAGACCCGCAACAACCGCCUCCGUUCUUUGGCUUCUGGAAGUAUGUCAGUGGACCGACGGGGCCGUGGGACAAGCAGUUGAACCGCACGAAGAUAUGUCCUGAGAAUGGGCUCCUUUGUAUUAUUAGGGAUGAGUUGGGGCCUUAG
Messenger RNA from Mollisia scopiformis, 1017 nucleotides. RefSeq lists its product as uncharacterized. The transcript has 2 exons. Bases 1 to 1017 code for a protein of 338 amino acids. The record is from RefSeq and is a predicted model, not a curated record. Lineage: Eukaryota; Fungi; Ascomycota; Leotiomycetes; Helotiales; Mollisiaceae.